This is a messenger RNA of Erythranthe guttata (spotted monkey flower), 1484 nucleotides long. Its product is annotated as GDP-mannose 3,5-epimerase 2. The record is from RefSeq and is a predicted model, not a curated record. Gene Ontology annotation, molecular function: NAD binding; GDP-mannose 3,5-epimerase activity. Lineage: Eukaryota; Viridiplantae; Streptophyta; Magnoliopsida; Lamiales; Phrymaceae.
UUAUAUAUAUAUAUAUAUAUAUAUAGCUCACAGAAGAAGCAGAGAGAUCUACUCGAAAAACAUUUCCAUAUCUGCAUCUCUGAAACUCAAGCUUUUUCGAGAAAAUGGGAAGCACCGGUGAAAACUUGUACAAGGCCUACACGUACGAGAAUCUCGAGACGGAGCCCUAUUGGCCCUCGGAAAAGCUCCGGAUCUCCAUAACUGGUGCUGGAGGAUUCAUCGCGUCUCACAUUGCGAGGCGUUUGAAGAGCGAAGGUCAUUACAUCAUCGCAUCGGACUGGAAGAAAAACGAGCACAUGCCCGAGGACAUGUUUUGUCAUGAAUUCCACCUCGUUGAUCUGAGGGUCAUGGAUAACUGUCUGAAAGUAACCGAAGGUGUGGAUCAUGUCUUUAAUCUUGCUGCUGAUAUGGGAGGGAUGGGCUUCAUUCAGUCGAACCACUCCGUCAUUAUGUACAACAAUACUAUGAUCAGUUUUAAUAUGAUCGAGGCUGGCAGAAUUAACGGAGUUAAGAGGUUUUUCUACGCCUCAAGUGCGUGUAUUUAUCCCGAAUUUAAGCAACUGGAGACCAAUGUGAGCUUGAAAGAAUCUGAUGCAUGGCCCGCCGAGCCUCAAGAUGCUUACGGUCUAGAGAAGCUGGCGACAGAGGAAUUAUGUAAGCACUACAACAAGGACUUUGGAAUCGAGUGCAGAAUCGGAAGGUUCCAUAAUAUCUACGGUCCCUUUGGAACAUGGAAAGGUGGAAGGGAAAAAGCACCAGCUGCUUUCUGUAGGAAAACUCUCACUUCUACCGAUAAAUUCGAAAUGUGGGGAGAUGGCCUCCAAACUCGAUCUUUCACAUUCAUCGAUGAAUGCGUUGAGGGUGUUUUAAGAUUAACUAAAUCGGACUUCCGAGAGCCUGUGAAUAUUGGAAGUGACGAGGAGGUGAGCAUGAACGGGAUGGCCGAAAUUAUCUCGAGCUUCGAGGAUAAGAAGCUUCCGAUCCACCACAUUCCGGGACCCGAGGGUGUACGUGGUCGAAAUUCCGAUAAUACCCUAAUUAAGGAAAAGCUCGGAUGGGCCCCGUCUAUGAAACUAAAGGAUGGAUUGAGAAUCACGUAUUUCUGGAUUAAGGAACAACUCGAGAAAGAGAAAACCCUAGGGGUAGAUUUGUCAAAUUACGGCUCGUCGAAAGUCGUGGGAACUCAAGCCCCGGUUCAACUCGGCUCUCUUCGUGCUGCUGAUGGCAAAGAAUGAAGAAACUAUCUAAGAAAAAAAAAACAGCUCUUUUUAAUCGUUUUUCUUUCGCCGCAACGUUAUGUUUGAUCUCUAAAUUUUACUACAAUGUGUUUUGUUCUUUGUUUUUUCUAAUCUUGAUUUGUAUGAAAUCUUCAACAAAUUUGAAAGUUGUAUUUGGUUUAUCCUUUAUUUUUAAAAUACCUAUUUGCAAGGUUGAUUUGUGGCAGUUAUAUGUCACCGUCUAAUAAAAUUGCAACUUGUUUUCGA